Molecule: messenger RNA, 1083 nt
Organism: Punica granatum (pomegranate)
Lineage: Eukaryota; Viridiplantae; Streptophyta; Magnoliopsida; Myrtales; Lythraceae
Source: RefSeq, a predicted model, not a curated record
GCUUUUGCUGAAAAGUCAAAGUGGGCAGACACCCAUUAGGGGAAUUCUCCUCCAAAUCUCGCAAUUCCUCCCGCAAGAGUUACGCGCCAAGCUCAAAGAUUUCUCCUUUGUGGGCAGUUUGAGUUUGGAAGCUCCGAUCUUUGUCCGCAGUAAUGGAGUCCUCGGCGACUGCGACGCCGGUGUCCCAGCUCUCAUGCUUCUCUUCAAUCAACCGCCAGCUUCAGAUUCAAAGGCGAUCUCUGGUCUCCUUCCCACAUUAUCGGUCGAGGAUGCAGAUCACGAUGAGGCUUGAAGGAGCUGGCACCGAGACCUUUAGUUCAGAAAGUACACGACCUUCAAGUUACUCGGCUUCUGAUUCGACAAUUAUAUCUUCAUCUACAGAAGGCACGGUUCCUGGCCCCAGUGAGCCUGCCAUUCAGCAGACACGGGCCGCCAAAAUUCAUGAUUUCUGUCUUGGAAUCCCAUUCGGUGGUCUAGUACUAGGUGGCGGGAUCAUCGGUUUUCUUCUAUCUGGAAAUGCUAAAGCCUUAGGGAGUGGUGUGCUUUAUGGAGGUGCUUUACUAGCCCUCAGCAUACUAAGCUUAAAAAUAUGGAGGAAAGGAAAAUCGAGCUUGCCAUUCAUACUAGGACAAGCAGCCCUUUCAGCAGCCCUUCUCUGGAAGAACUUGCAGAUCUACACUCUGACGAAAAAGGUUCUUCCAGCAGGCCUCAAUAUUGUCAUCAGUGCUGCAAUGCUGUGCUUCUAUUCAUACGUUGUCAUCUCGGGAGGAAAUCCCCCGCCAAAGAAGUUGAAGUCUGCUGCUGUUGUUUCAUCAUGAUGUGAAUCCUUCCGUGUCAGAAUAUUAUCUAAAGAUCAUUGGAUUCAAAGUUAGGCUGAACAACCGAGGAGAAGAAUUUUUUUACUCGUCUCGAUACAGGUAAGAGCGAAGAAUAAAACAAGAAUGUAGAAGAACUCCACUCGUAAUCUCAGAUAUCGCAUCCUUUGUCUCUGCGCGAGCAAUUUGCCAAGUACCUCAGUUGAUCGACUCCACCUCUGGAGGAAUAUAUAUUUUUAAAUAUAUAAUUUUAAUGUUACUUUGCAUA